AUGGUUUCCGUUGGUCCCUUUCACCAUGGAAACCAAAGAUUGGAAUCAAUGCAAGAGCUCAAACUACGGUACCUCAACGAAUUUCUGAAGAGGACUCAUGAGCUGAAAUCUUUAGAUGAUUAUUUUGAUGCCGUGAGAGGUUGGGAAGGUCAAAUCCGUGGCUGCUAUUCGGAGUCAAUACAUAUGGAGAGUGAUGAAUCUUUAAGCAUGAUUCUAACUGAUGCUUGCUUCAUCAUUGAAUUGUUUGUUGCAUCCUUUCUAGAGUUUGAGCUUGAAACAACUGAAGAUCAACCUUUGUUGACGAAACGAUGGCCAAGAGAUGAUAUAACGAGGUUGCAAGUGGAACACCUGCGUGAUAUGUUAGGGGCCUUUUACGUGCCAAGUAUUAAUCCUCCAACAAGAUCAAGAGAUACAAAUGCGAUGGUCAAGUGUCCGUAUACUACAAAUCAACUGCAUGAGGCACGACUCAAAUUUGAAGCUGAUCAAAGCAAAGGUAUAUUUCAAUUGGAAUAUUCAAAUGGAGUCGUCAAAAUGCCAAUCAUUGGGUAUAAUGGCUUGACUGAAAUUAUGCUGAGAAAUUUGGUUGGUUUGGAGCAGUGUCAUCACCCUUUGAUGAGGAAUUUCAUUCCUGAUCACAUAGAUCUCUUGAAUGAUCUUAUCAGCACAGGAAAGGAUGUGGAAAUUCUUAUUGAAAAAGGAAUCAUAGAGUGCUUUUCAUGA
Molecule: messenger RNA, 720 nt
Organism: Prosopis cineraria
Lineage: Eukaryota; Viridiplantae; Streptophyta; Magnoliopsida; Fabales; Fabaceae
Exons: 2
Coding region: 1-720 (239 amino acids)
Source: RefSeq, a predicted model, not a curated record